CUUCUUUUAUCAUUAUGAUAUCAUUUCCGCCCGCUAGUGCGUAGACGAGACUUGCGAUGUGACUAACAUCAGAUUUUAAUAUUUUUAAAGAUCUCUCAAACUACCAUCCUUUUCAAAGGCAUACGUAGAGUAAAAUAAUGGCUACAAUAGCAACUGAGGUAAAGCCAGAGUGGAAGGCUGCUAUGAAAGCCUUAGAAGACCAAAACAAAGCACAAGAAUUUCCUGACAAACCAGAAUGGACAAAAGCCAUGCAGGCAUUACAAAAAAUAGAAACUGGAAAUAAAGGGAAAGGUAAAUCUGAAGACAAUUCUGCUGUUGAUUCUAACUCCUCUGAUGAUUCGGGAGUCCCAAAUGGCAUGGGUGAUUGUAAGAGUGGUAAUACAAGUUUCCAGAAUAAUUCUCAAGAUAUCAACAAUAUGCCUCCCAUGUCAUCGCCUCAUAUGAAUCAAAGUCCUCAAUUUGGUUUUGGAUAUCCACCUCCUGGUAUUGGAUAUGGCCCACCAAAUGUUUAUCAGCAGUAUGGAUAUCCUUAUGGAUAUGGCAGUGGAUACAUGGGAAAUCCUUAUGGUGGUCAUCCACCAUGGAUGAACAACUAUGGCCCUCCUGGAAAUUUUAGUAAUGGCAGCCCUGGACCUCGUGGGCCUAUGGGCCCUUCACCUGGUCCUUUUUACAAUCAAGGAAUGGGUCUACCACCUAAUCGUGAGAAUUUUUGUGGUCCUCCUCAACGAUAUAAUUUCAAUGAUAGUCCUAAACAAAAUACGGAUAUAGACAGAGGAUCAGAAAACCAUUCUGGGGAUGGAUCUCAUGAAUUCCACAAUCAAGGGCCUAGGUUUCAAAGAAAUAAUAAACAAGCACCAGGAGCUGGUGGCAUAAGAUUCCAACUUGCUAAGCGCAAAAAUUUGAGUAGUGGCAGUCCAAUGGAUAACCCUCUGCGAACACCAAAUAAAUUUAUGAGGAAUGAUAUGGCAGCCAAUUCUGAUAGUAAUUCUGUUUCAAAGAAUUCAUCUAAGGAUCAAGAUAUAAAAUCAGGCACUAUGUCAACAGAAGCAGCAGGAGAAUGGCCCCAGGCUCUAAAAGAUUAUGUGCAAAGAGCAUUUGCGUCUGUAGUGAAUGAACACCAGAAAGAUCAAGUCGAGCGUGUUUUAAAAGAAAAGCUUACAAACAUCUUCAAUUCGCCUGGUGGGGCAAAUGCCAUAGACUGGGAAAAUGAGCCAUUACCUAUAGAUGAUGCAAAACUAAACAGUGUGGGCAAUCAGAAUCAGACACCAAAGUUUGGCAGUGCCAAUAGAAUGAUGAAUUUCCAGCAUAGCAUAAGAGGAGCUGUUAAUCAAAGGAAUAUGGGGACACCUCAGAGGCCACUUUACUCUAGAGACAGAGUGCCUACUUACAGAAGGUCAAGCAGCCGUUCAUUUUCUAGUUCUUCUCGAUCUUGGUCCAGGUCUAGAUCUCGUUCUAGAUCUCGGUCCAAUUCCAACACUAGAAGAAGAAGAAAGUUACGUCACAGCAGUGACAGUAGGAGUCCUUCCUCAGAAUCAAGUAGAUCUAGCCCUGGAAGAGGUAGAUUUGGAAAAACUAGAGGAUUUGGUGCUAAAUCUCCAAGAGGAAGAGGUAGAGGUGGUAAAAUAAUUGCCAAAGGUGAAGGCGACACACUAACGUUGUCUACAAAUAAGAAAAAUAAGAAGAAAAAUCAACACCAAAAAGGAUUCCUUAAGUUUACAUUGGAUGAUGAUCCAAUGAAAAAGGCAAGAAUGGAAAUAAGAGCUGCCCGAUUUGCUGGACAGUUGCACAAACCUAAGCAAAAGCUUAUGAUUACCAUCAAUGAUUCUGUCAAUACUAGCUUGAAAGAAGACGAUAAAGAUUUAACAGAGUUCACUGUUGUUGGGACAUGUCAGGACAUAGAGAAACCGUAUUUGAGACUUACAGGAGCUCCAGAUCCUAAACAAAUCCGUCCACUGGCUGUCCUAAAGAAAGCUCUGGCCAAUGUUCAGGAGAAGUGGCAAAAAAACACAGAUUAUCGCUAUGCUUGUGAACAGUUAAAAUCAAUUAGGCAGGACCUUACUGUUCAAGGUAUUAGAGAUUCGUUCACCGUGCGUGUUUAUGAAACCCAUGCACGGAUUGCCAUGGAAAAAGGGGACCAUGAAGAGUUCAACCAGUGUCAGACUCAGUUGAAGCUUUUGUAUCAUGAAGGGCUUAAAGGCAACCAACUUGAGUUUAAGGCUUACCGGAUUCUUUAUUAUAUUUAUACUUCAAAUACUCUUGAUCUGACAACUGCUCUAGCUUCCUUAACACAUGAAUGCAGGAACGACAUCUGUAUAAAACAUGCAUUAGAUGUCCGAAUAGCUUGGUCACUUAAUAAUUAUCACAGGUUUUUCAAAUUGUAUGAGAGUGCACCUAAAAUGUCUGGCUAUUUAAUGGACUGGUUCAUUGACAGAGUUAGAAAAAGUGCUCUCAAACUUAUUAUAAAAUCGUAUCGACCUGUCCUUCCAAUCGAGUUUUUCCAGAAAGAGCUGGCUUUUACGGACAAGGCUAAGUGCUUGGAGUUCCUACAAGAAAAGGGGGUGGCAUUAUUUGACCACAAUUCUUCAGUGGACUGUAAAGCAAAUAUGGGCAUAUUGCAAUCAUUAUAAGGAAACAGAAAAUAUUUUCUGUUUUCCAUGUUGUUGACAUUUUUGCUCAUUGUGAUACACCGAUACCUGCACCACAAAAGUUAUAGGACAUGAACUGUUUGCAACCCCCUUUUGGAUUUCAUACUCUUCAGUGAAAUUUUGAGGGCUUCCUAAAAUCCUCUAUAUAUCCUGCUCAUAGUUUAUCUGCUCUAAAUGAACAUUGCAAAGAUGAUUCUGCAGCUUGUAUGACGUCACUUUCCCCAGUUACAGAGUACCCGUAUAAAGUGCAGUGUGUUGUAGGAUGAGGAAGCCCCAAAUUUCAGAUGUGUGUGCCGUAUUAUUCUGCUUGAUGUGUCCAGAUCACCCCAUCCCCUUAUACACUACUCCUGGCCCCAUCUCCCACCCUAUUGAGAUCUGGGCACACUCAAGUUCUUGUGUAAAUUUAGCAAGCAGCAUUGAGAUAUGGGAGUAGCUUCUAACACUGCAGCAUAUCAGUACAAACAAACAGCACACUUCUAACAAACCCACGAAAUGUUCAACAUCUUGAUCUCAGAUGUAAAAUAUACUUCUGCUACAAGAUUCUAGAGAAAAUCCAAAGUUUACAUUAUCAACAAAUUACCAUCUUGCCAGUUAUAGAUGUCUGCCACAAGAAUCAAGAAGACCACAUUACCUUCCAUAGGUUCACUGCUGUAUCAAAAUGAAAAAUAAAUAGUUAAUGCAAAGUUCAAGUCACAAAGAGUAAAGCAAAUAAAUCAAGCCUGCCAAUGUAUAAGAUAUGCUAGAAAUGUACAGCUGAGCUCUUAAAUUGAUUCAUAUAUCCUAUUGUCAAGCCUGAAACUUUACAUGAUCUGUUGAUCCUGCUACAUCCCAGUUACCCAUGCCCAGAGCUGAACCUGAAAACCAUAAUCCGACGUUUUAUCCAAAGUCCUCCAGUUGUCCAUGUUAUGUUGUUAACCCUCAUGCAAGAAUCUUUCUUUUCCCGAUGCUGAAACUGCAAGAAUCCAGCAAUCCAGAGUCUAGUGCUGAGCUCACAAGAAGUAAUAUUUUCUUUUGCUGACCCUGCAAGAAACCUGUUGCUCUGCUGCUGACCCUGCAAGAAGUUACCAUUGUCUGUGGCUGACCCUGCAAGAAGUUACCAUUGUCUGUGGCUGACCCUGCAAGAAGUUACCAUUGUCUGUGGCUGACCCUGCAAGAAGUUACCAUUGUCUGUGGCUGACCCUGCAAGAAGUUACCAUUGUCUGUGGCUGACCCUGCAAGAAGUUACCAUUGUCUGUGGCUGACCCUGCAAGAAGUUACCAUUGUCUGUGGCUGACCCUGCAAGAAGUUACCAUUGUCUGUGGCUGACCCUGCAAGAAGUUACCAUUGUCUGUGGCUGACCCUGCAAGAAGUUACCAUUGUCUGUGGCUGACCCUGCAAGAAGUUACCAUUGUCUGUGGCUGACCCUGCAAGAAGUUACCAUUGUCUGUGGCUGACCCUGCAAGAAGUUACCAUUGUCUGUGGCUGACCCUGCAAGAAGUUACCAUUGUCUGUGGCUGACCCUGCAAGAAGUUACCAUUGUCUGUGGCUGACCCUGCAAGAAGUUACCAUUGUCUGUGGCUGACCCUGCAAGAAGUUACCAUUGUCUGUGGCUGACCCUGCAAGAAGUUACCAUUGUCUGUGGCUGACCCUGCAAGAAGUUACCAUUGUCUGUGGCUGACCCUGCAAGAAGUUACCAUUGUCUGUGGCUGACCCUGCAAGAAUCUGUUGCUCUGAUGCUGGCCCUGCAAGAAGUUGCCAUUGUCUGUUGCUGAUCCUGCAAGACCCCUUUUGUUCUGAUGCUAACCCUGCAAACAUCCAUUUUGCUGAUCCAUUUUAUGAUAAAAAUGCUUCUGAUGCUGAGCCAAAAUAAUUGAAUAUAUCAAGUUGAAAUAUCAAGAAAAAGUCCAUCCAAUUACAAGUAUUCCUGCAUUCUUGAAACCAUACAUAAAUUUUAAGCAUGAAGAUCCAUUUAAGAAUUUCCAGUUAGAAAGAGGACAAGCAUCUAGUUCCAAACUAGUCACCCAUAUUUACAAUUCAUGAAGCAAUCCCUAUUUCAAUGUUGCAGAUGCUUGAUUUUUAAGUUAAUUUAAUGAUUGGGUGGUUUAAGUAAAUAGCUUCAGUGAAAGAACUCAUUACCUUCAGCACUACAACCAUGGUCAGCUCAAAAGGUCAUGAUAUCCUGAGAUGGCAGGCAGUCAGGUCCUCUCUUUAACCCACACCAGGCCUAUAAUAAUUUUAUGUAUUACUCUAAUUUUUCAAUUCUCUUUCAGGAUUAUCAGAUUUGUCUUUUGUAUAGGUUUAGAUAAUGUAUACCUUGUUCACCUGUGUAUUCAAUUUGAAGCUAUAUAAAGCUAUUGGUGAUGAUUAAGAACAUUAGUUACAGAUAAACCUGUGAAAAUUUUAAUGACGAUGUUAUGAUGAAACAUUGUUACCACAGUUUAUAAGAAAUAUGGAAUUGUAUAAAUACAAGACAUUUUGAAAGUGAUAUACUGACAUAAACAUUUAUGAACAUACACAUUGUGUAUCCAGUGAUUUCUUUUACUUUGCUGUGUAAAUACAUAUGUUAGCAGUAGUUGGACAAACAGCUGUUAUUUUUCUCCUCACUCACAGCUGCUUAGACUCAUCCCAGGUACUUGUGUUAGUUUGUGAGAAUGUUUUUUAAAUUUACUUUGGUAAGUUGUGUGGCAUAGAAAUGGAAUGGUUUAGUACAUAUUUAAUGUUAUUUGUUUAGGAUUUUUUAUGGAUCUAAGUUUAUGGUAGAAAAUGUGCAAUCAAAAUAUAGAAAACAAAGAUCUAUUCUGAAAACCUCAAGGAAUAUUAAUUUUAUGUCCCUAGGCUUUUAUAAUAAAUCUUGUUUUCUGUAUAUUGUUAAUUAGUUCCUCUACUAAACUAAGUGAAAAAAUCUAUGAAAAUUUUCACUUUGGUUUAUACAUUUGGUAAGUUUUUGCACAAUGAAGCUAUAUAUAGAUGUCACUGUAUAGUUUAUCAGUUACUAUUAUUUAUUGAACAUUGUACUUGUAUGAUCUGACUUGAAUGGCUGAGUGUUAAAUAACUUGGCUUGUUUUAAUAUUGUAUAAAUUUGUUUAUGAUGUAUAGCUGAUCAUUGUUUGGUAAGUCCUAUAGCUCACAAGGUAAGAAGUUUCCUAAGUUUUAUUGUUGUUGAUGAAAGACCUGGAGUGAUUGGUCAAGUUUAGGUAGUUUCACCACCCUGAGGAGCAGUCACUCUCCUUGUAAAUAUUCCACAGGUAGCAGUAGCCUUUCCUUGUGUUAUUAUUACACAACUCGUUCUUUGUAAUACUAUAGUAUAUAAAGCUACACAUGUUCUUAAAUAAGUAGGGUUAUGAGUGUCUGUUGGUAGGGUAUGCUAGUUUGAUUGUACUUUGUGUGUACUGUUUACUUAUAAAUGAUAUCAAUAAAACAAAAUAACUAAAAUCA
Messenger RNA from Physella acuta, 6059 nucleotides. Its product is annotated as leukocyte receptor cluster member 8 homolog. Gene Ontology annotation, cellular component: nucleus. Lineage: Eukaryota; Metazoa; Mollusca; Gastropoda; Physidae. The record is from RefSeq and is a predicted model, not a curated record.